Dendrobium catenatum is the source of this 1546-nucleotide messenger RNA. RefSeq names its product putative G-type lectin S-receptor-like serine/threonine-protein kinase At1g61610. Gene Ontology annotation, molecular function: ATP binding; protein kinase activity. NCBI's taxonomy places the organism in Eukaryota, Viridiplantae, Streptophyta, Magnoliopsida, Asparagales, Orchidaceae. The coding region runs from base 132 to 1427 and encodes 431 amino acids. Gene Ontology annotation, biological process: protein phosphorylation. The transcript is spliced from 5 exons. The record is from RefSeq and is a predicted model, not a curated record.
UGACCAUAUAAUAAAGAACGACAGAUCCAGCCUGCCUAAUCAAUUCAUGCCAUUACGGAAAUCCUCAGCUCCUGUUGCCCCUUUUCCUUCAUCACCGGCGCCGAAAAAUCCGGCGAUCCUCCGUCGAUGGUAUGCCCGACGGUCGGCGCUUGUUCGAAGUAAUCACAGCAGAAGUGAUGAGGCUCCUGAGCUGGCUCAGUUGCUGCUGGCAGAGAAGGCCCUGGAGGGGCCGCGGCGGCGACGGAGGAGGAGGAGGAGGAGGAGGAGAUGGAGUCGGAGGAAAGGAUAAGGAUGCUACUUCUCAGCCCUCUUGGAACCUGUUCAUCGACCUCGCUACGCUGGUGGCCGCUACUGGUAACUUCUCGGAUGAUAAUCUCCUGGGCCGCGGUGGCUUUGGCCCCGUCUACAAGGGAGUGAUGGCCAAUGGGCAGGAGAUUGCAGUGAAGCAACUGGCUUUGGACUCGCGGCAAGGGUUAAGAGAAUUUACGAAUGAGGUGAGGCUUCUUCUCAAGGUUCAGCAUCGCAACCUCGUCUCCUUGCUUGGCUGCUGUGCUGCUGCGGGCCAGAAGAUGCUCGUUUACCCCUUCUUACCUAACCGUAGCCUCGACCAUUUCCUAUUUGGUAAAAUCAAGCAGACCCCAUUGCAUUGGUCAAAACGUUUGGAGAUUAUUGGGGGAGUGGCAAAAGGUCUCCUUUAUCUACAUGAAGAGUCCCCAGUAAAGAUCAUCCAUAGAGAUAUUAAGGCUAGCAACAUCCUGCUUGAUGAACAACUGAGCCCAAAAAUCUCAGACUUCGGUUUGGCUAGGCUUUUUUCAGGCGAUGAAACCCAUGUCAACACCUUUAAAAUAUCUGGUACCUAUGGUUACAUGGCUCCCGAGUAUGCCUUAAAUGGCUACUUAUCUCCAAAGAGCGACGUCUUCAGCUUUGGGAUCCUGUUGUUGGAAAUUGUUAGUGGAAGGAAGAAUCUGGAACCUCUACUCGGUGAAGAGAAGGCCGAUCUUUUGAGCUAUGCAUGGAAUCUCCACAAAGAAGGGAAGGCAUUAGACAUAAUGGAUCCCACCCUGUCUUCUUAUAGUUCAGAUGAAGCUUUGUUUUGCAUUCAGAUUGGUUUGCUAUGCUGCCAAGCUAUUGUAUCUGAUAGACCAGACAUGUAUAACGUUCAUCUCAUGCUUUCUAGUGAUUCAUUCACACUACCAAAGCCUGGAAUGCCAGGCCUAAGGGGAAGGAUUGGAGGGUGGACUAGUACCUCUUCAGCUCUUUCAAACACCAACACAGACAGAUAUAGUACUGCUACUGGCACUGAAAUAACUAAAGCAUCGACAUUGUCUAAUCUAGGAGAAUCCUCAUCAAGUUCUACUUUGUAUAAUGCUGUAGAAGACUAUUCAAGAAAUUCUAUUUCUGUUUCUUUGACUACUGUUGGAAGGUGAAAUCUGUGUUCCUGUUGGAUUCUUUCAUUUAUCAGAUUUGUAGGCAGGGUUUAGGAACUUUGAUUGUAUGCCCAGACUUUAUUGAAUGUAUAUUACAGUGGGUUAUCAGUUGAUGUGGA